AUUAUCAGAACAAGUAUCCAACCGGAAGCGAAACACUGCCGGUGUCAAGGAGUAUAAUAGUGAGCGAUUGUCACCUGACCCGUAGUAUCCCAGCUCCAUUUCUAUAUAGCCAUCUCAACCGAGAUGGCGGCCUCCAGACACCUCAUCCUGUUUUUGGUCGAGACCAUCGCAGUCAUAAGCACAAGAGCCAUAUGGCCCUCUCAUUGCAAAAGCUCGACUUUCCCACCAGCAUCAUUGUGGCUCGGACACCAAUCCAGAAUUCUGGAAAGGAUGAUCUCCUCAUACUCUUCCGCAAACCUAACAGCAUUUCAUUGUCCCCUACGUCGGAUGCGCAUUGUCACUCCGCUCCAUUUUUAACGAUGGAGUGGACCGAAGAUAAUUCCUUUGUUGCUGCGCUGCUUGAUUGGAAAUAUAUUUAACCACAAUCCAGCGCACAGGUCUUCGAGCC
This is a messenger RNA of Aspergillus japonicus CBS 114.51, 448 nucleotides long. RefSeq lists its product as uncharacterized. Lineage: Eukaryota; Fungi; Ascomycota; Eurotiomycetes; Eurotiales; Aspergillaceae. The coding region runs from base 124 to 357 and encodes 77 amino acids. The record is from RefSeq and is a predicted model, not a curated record. The transcript has a single exon.